ACAAGGUAAACCCAGGAAUGGCGUCGACCAUUAAAAAUAUACUACUAGUGAUCGCCAAUGGCACACCAUGAAAACACUUUGUGGAAUGGCCAUCAGAGCGUUGAAUGUCUUGAAAUGUCCCACCACCGCCUUAGUCAGCCCAUCCGGAUUCUUAGAUCAACUACUGCCAACGGACCCUUUGAUCCCCGUCAUGUCAACCACCAGAGACCAGAUUCUUGCGUAGCGAUGCUGUACCUUCAAGAAGCGGACUGGAAUUAAGAAUUAUGCAGCCGUACCAUUCACAGUACUACCGUCGAUAACAGACCUGAUCUAUCGUCACCCAUGCCCCUUUGACAAUGAAUACUGCACUGGGAGAACGACCAGCAAAGAGAGUACGGCAGGCAUGUGAGCCCUGCAGGCGCAAAAAGGCGAAAUGCCCAGGGGAGCAGCCGGUCUGUUCCUUGUGCGCUCGUCUACACCAAACAUGCACCUACGCCGAAGACAGACAGAGGCCGGGGACAAACGUGCUCUUGCAAGCCGAAUCGACCCCUGCUCCUGCUUCAUCUGAUACCAGUGUUUCGCAGACCUUGGAGGACCGACUCGGCGGUCUCGAGAGCAAGAUGGGGCAGAUACUUGAUGUCCUAGGACAAAAUACUUCUAGACAUGAGGAACUGCCCAUGUCAGCGCCUCACAUGAUGACUGCCCCGAGUGGCCCAAUGGCGCUCUCGACGUCGAACCAACUCACGCCGCUUCCGAUGUGGGAAACGGUGCUUUCAGUAGCCAAUUUGUAUCUCACGUAUUGCGAGUCGCAGCCGCUUCCUCUCUUUCAUCGAGAAACCUUUCUGACGAGUAUCGGGACGCGUGACCCCGAAGUUAUCUACUCCGUGCUUGCCUUGGGCAUCAGGUUCUCAGAAGAGCACCAGCAGAGCCCAACUCACUUAACAUCACGUAUCAGCGGAUACACCGAAGUAGCGAGAAGCUUGGUCAUGAAAAGGGUGCUUGAGGGGCCGGUUGAGCUUUCUACUCUCCAAUGCUUAUGUCUUUUGAGCUUAGUUGACUUUACCAAUGGCAAUACGCAUCGCUCGAGUGUUCACAGCAGCUUGGCGAUGAACCUAGCCCAGUGCGCUAAUUUAAGCUUCGAAACACAGGGACAGCUAUCCCCAGUGGCGCGUGAAGAAAGAAGACGCUGUUUCUGGAGUAUUUGCCUUAUGAAGCGCCUUCACGGAGUUGAAUUCGACAACGUGGAUUUUCCGGAUGGAAGCUGUCCUAACUUCCCAGAAAGUCCAAAUGUUCCACCCCAACACUGCUCACCAAACAUAACAGAAGGGACACGGUCGACCGAUCUUCAAGAUCGCGGGAUAAUAGCCUACGUGAUAACUCUGAGCGAAGUGUUUGCGAAGACUGCGAGAUAUGUUCGACGACAUGGAAAGCCAACUAACAUACCUCCGUGGUCUUCAGAGUCGGAAUAUUCCAAGAUCAUAACACUCCAGAUGGAAAUGGAAUCACACAUGCCAUACAUCCACCGUUUCAAACCCACCAACUUUAGUGAAAGAACACUUGACGAGCUGCAAGCCAAUAGGGACUACUGGGGGCCAUUCCUCUUGAACCAGUUUCUAUAUCACACGAUCCUUUGCCUCCUCAACCAUCCUCUGCUCUUGUCUCUGAGCCUCCGAAACUUUCGAAGCAGCAUUCCUGAAAUAUUCCUGCAACACACAUCCGACCUCAUAUCAUCCCACACGACGUGGAUAAUAUAUUUCCUUAAUUACUUCGAAGAGCGGUCUUUCCUCGUCUCAGACCCCUUUCUGGGAUAUAGCGCGGCAGUCGUCGCCACCAUUGAACUCCAACUGAGUUUCACCGAGAACCCUACCAUCCGCGAAGAAAAGCGGGACCGAUUCUUCAAAUGUGUUCGAUUCGUGCAAGCCCUCGGACAGAAGUGGCCGCACAUGGCUCGAAUGGCAAACCGACUCCAAAGACUAGAAGACGCCGUCUCAGCAACCUACCAGCCCGAAUCCGGAGCCCAGAACAAAAGCCUUCUCAUCGAUCUGUCGCGAUUCUGGGAAAUCCUCGAAUACUCAUCCAACAGCGAUUCCGACUCGGCGAGGCGCAUGUUCGGCGACUCCCUGUAUUCCAAUUCGCUCGCAUUCACAGCCGAGGUUUCGCAGACUUCGCCCCUCCCAGAGCCCACGCGCAUGAGCACCCAGCAGGGCAUGUCGCAGUCCCCAAUGCCGCACUAUAGUCUUCAAACGCCAUUGGGUACAAGUGCACAGUGCGCUGUAGACUCGAUCACGGCGUCACAGCCGUCUGAUCUUCUUAAUGACGAGUUCUCGAUCCUCGCGGCGAACUUCUUUUCCCAGGGACAGGAGUUCCUGAGGAGUAGUGAUCAACGUGAAGGGUUUGGGAAUCUUUAGUCUAGGAAGAUUUGGCAUGUUAUGGUAGAGAUAGACAGAAAUGACGAAACAACCACCCACCCACCACACAGACUACGUCAUAACAACACAAAACCUCUAUCAGGACCUCCUUCCCUUGCCUCCUUAGUAACACCGCAAGUCAUAAGACAAGGCAUGAAUGAAUGAAUGAGUAAGGACUAAGGAGUGGUCAUCCGGACCGGAGAACUCCCCGGGAGGAUCCGUAUCCGCUUCCGCUUCCGGAUCCGGGCCCGACGAUAGCCAUGGCCAUAUCUAGGUUUAGGCGUGAGGGGUUUUGCGAGCACGGGGGAUUUAGGAAGAAUCUUACAUGUCUAGUGGGGAGUUGACGUAUGGGUUAUCUGUUUGGGUUUGGGCUUUGGGAGCAAGUGUGGUGGGUGAGGAUUUGGGAUUAUGUUUAUUUAUGGUUGUGGUCACGCUUGGGUGUAGAUAAUUGUUUGAGUGGAUU
Aspergillus steynii IBT 23096 is the source of this 2850-nucleotide messenger RNA. RefSeq names its product putative C6 transcription factor. NCBI's taxonomy places the organism in Eukaryota, Fungi, Ascomycota, Eurotiomycetes, Eurotiales, Aspergillaceae. The coding region runs from base 336 to 2387 and encodes 683 amino acids. The transcript has 7 exons. The record is from RefSeq and is a predicted model, not a curated record. Gene Ontology annotation, molecular function: DNA-binding transcription factor activity, RNA polymerase II-specific; DNA binding; zinc ion binding. Gene Ontology annotation, biological process: DNA-templated transcription; regulation of DNA-templated transcription. Gene Ontology annotation, cellular component: nucleus.